AUGUUUAGUUUACAUGAUCUUCAUUGGAUCGCUGCAAUACUGAAUCCACGUACACAUGCUAAUUGUCUAGUUAAAGCUGAGAUAGCUAAAAUUAUUGAAACGCAUCAAAUCGAUUAUAAUUCUCCACUACCAUCUUCAGGAAACGCUAGCUCUUCAUCACCAUCUCGAAAGAAAUUCAAAUCAUACACAACACAAUUUGACGAUGAAGCAGAUUUUGAUAAAGGAACCAAUAAUAUGACAACUGUAAAACGUGUGCGUCGUGAAUUAGAAAUUUAG
Messenger RNA from Rotaria socialis, 276 nucleotides. Lineage: Eukaryota; Metazoa; Rotifera; Eurotatoria; Philodinida; Philodinidae. The record is from the annotation of a GenBank genome assembly.